Molecule: messenger RNA, 1757 nt
Organism: Antechinus flavipes (yellow-footed antechinus)
Lineage: Eukaryota; Metazoa; Chordata; Mammalia; Dasyuromorphia; Dasyuridae
Product: cytochrome P450 4F2-like
Exons: 12
Coding region: 16-1593 (525 amino acids)
Molecular function (GO): iron ion binding; heme binding; oxidoreductase activity, acting on paired donors, with incorporation or reduction of molecular oxygen
Source: RefSeq, a predicted model, not a curated record
UUCUCCCAUGACAGGAUGUUUCUGGGUUCUGAGUGGCUAUCUCAUCAGCUGGGCCUGCCAGAAUUAGAGUCUAGAGUUUCUUCAGCCUUGCUCCUGAUCUGUCUGGCAUUGACGACCUGGAUUCUGUGCAAAGUACUGAGCUGUUUCUACCAAUUCUAUGUCAACUGCCAACAUCUUCGAUGCUUCCCUGAACCCCGCUUAAGGAACUGGUUUAGUGGCCAUGCAGGACUGAUCCAACCCUCUGAGGAAGGCAUACAUCGUGUUUGUCAAUUUGUGACCACUUUCAGGGAAGUCUUUCUUUUGUGGGGUGGACCCGUGCACCCUGUAGUUUUCCUCUGCCACCCGGAUUAUAUCAGGCCUCUCACAUCAGCUUCAGCCAACAUCUCACCCAAGGACAAACUUUUCUAUGGAUUCUUGGAGCCUUGGUUGGGGGAUGGGCUGCUUCUAAGCAAAGGAGACAAAUGGAACCGACACCGGCGCUUGCUGACCCCAGCUUUUCACUUUGACAUCCUCAAACCCUACAUAAAGAUCUUCAACAAGUCCACAGACAUCAUGCAUAUGAAAUGGCGGCAUCUCUGUGUUGGGGGCAGCAUCCGUUUGGACAUGUUUGAGCACAUCAGCCUCAUGACCCUGGACAGCUUGCAGAAAUGUGUCUUCAGCCAUGACAGCCAAUGUCAAGAGAAGCCAAGUGCCUACAUCUCUGCCAUCUUGGAGUUAAGUGCCCUUGUGGCAAAACGCAACGUGCAGCCCCUCCUCUAUUGGGAUGCUUUAUACUACUUCACCAGCCAGGGGAGGAGUUUCUCCAAGGCUUGUCACCUGGUGCAUAGCUUCACAGAUGCUGUCAUCCAGAACCGGCGUAAAAUCCUGUCUGAACAAGGUUCUGAGGCCUUCCUCAAGGAUAAGGGCAAGGGAAAGACCAUGGACUUCAUAGAUAUUCUGCUACUGGCCAAGGAUGAAGAUGGGAAAACUCUAUCAGACAAGGACAUCCGGGCAGAAGCUGACACCUUCAUGUUUGAGGGGCAUGACACGACUGCAAGUGGCCUCUCUUGGGCCCUCUAUAAUCUGGCCCAGCACCAAGAACACCAGAACCGCUGUCGUCAGGAAAUACAGGAGCUUCUGAAGGGUCGUCAGCCAGAGGAGAUUGAAUGGGAUGACCUGUCUCAGAUGCCUUUUCUGACUAUGUGUAUCAAGGAGAGCCUGAGGCUGCACCCACCAGUUGUUGCUAUUGCUCGCCAGUGUACCAAGGACAUUCAACUACCUGAUGGGCGCGUUAUCCCCAAAGGGAACACUUGUCUGAUCAGCAUUUUUGGAACUCACCACAAUCCAACUGUGUGGCCCAAUCCUGAGGUCUAUGACCCAUACCGUUUUGAUUUCAAUAACUCCCAAAAGGUAUCACCAUUGGCAUUUAUGCCCUUCUCAGCUGGACCCAGAAACUGCAUUGGUCAGAACUUUGCCAUGUCUGAAAUGAAAGUUGUUCUGGCCCUCACCCUCCUGCGAUUCCGAAUCCUCCCUGAUGAACAGCCGGCCCAAAGGAAGCCUGAAGUUAUCCUCAGAGCAGAGGGUGGACUUUGGCUGAGAGUGGAGCCCCUGUAGCCUUCUUUUACCACUGAGACACAUCCCAGAAGCACCCCCCCCCCCAAGACUGAUGGAUGGACAUUUCCUCAGGUCUGGGAUAUGGAGGCUUGGAGACUGGCUGCCCCUUCAGUUACCUUUGUCUUGUGAAUCUUCUGAAUAAAAGCACUUUUACACAUUGUAAA